Eucalyptus grandis is the source of this 2851-nucleotide messenger RNA. RefSeq lists its product as uncharacterized. The record is from RefSeq and is a predicted model, not a curated record. Lineage: Eukaryota; Viridiplantae; Streptophyta; Magnoliopsida; Myrtales; Myrtaceae.
GGGCAAAGUGUGAAAAUGGGAGAGAGGAUAUGUGUGGGUGGGGCCGCCAUCGGUUUUUCUCUUCCACCGAGUGUGUUUUUUUUUUUUUUUUUUUGCCUGCCGGUGCAAAGACAUUCUUUCUUUAUUGACGACGGUGAUAAAAAAGAGAAACGCAAUUAUCCCCUCGCCAUUGCCGUAAUGCUGUAGCUGCUGCUGCUGCUGCUAUUCUUGUCCUGUCCUAAACUGGGCACGACCACAAAAACUGACCAUCGACGGCACCUCAAUCUCUGGGGAAAUACAUUUUUGGAUUGUGGAUGAGUCCCUUCCCCGUUUUGCUUUCCUGCUAAAUCCCGAACAUUCUUGCGCCAUUUUGUUCGCCUCUCCUGGACCCUCCCUGAGCUGCAUGUGAAAAGAUGCAUCCCAGGUCCUCCCUGGCCGUCUUGCUCUUGCUCCACCUUCUCCUUCAUUGCACUGCCUCUGCUCCUCUCACCACCACCAGCUUCCUCAGCCAAUACUCCCAUUUCGGCUCCUUCUCUCGGUAUCUCUCCGAAACUGGACUCGCCAACUCCCUAUUCGACCGAACAAACCUCACUGUUCUUGCUGUGGACGACGCUGUGAUUUCCCGACUUUCUGGAGAAUCAAGAGACGUGAUUAGGAAAGUGUUGAGCGUGCACCUGGUGGCGGGCUACUAUGAUCUCCAUAAGCUCCGGCAGCUGCCCAACGGCAGAGCCACCUUAUCCACUCUUUUCCAGGAAAAUGGUAAUCCUCAAGGUUCCGUCGAAGUCGCGAUCUUGAGAAAUGGCGGUGUCGCAUUUGGAUCCAAUCGCGAUGUCAAGUUGCUUAACUCCUUUGCUUCUCACCCACAUGGCAUCUCUCUUCUCCAAAUCAGUGAUCUCAUUAUGAAGCCACAGUCAAAGGGCGAUGGGAAAUGUCUUGUCUUCUGUCCUCCUGCAAGAGCCAUCUCCAAGAAGAGCGAGGCUUUGCCUAUAGAUACUGUCUUCAAGCUCCCCUCUCCGUUGCCAACUUGGCCAGCAGGAGGAGGAUUUGCCGGUGGUACAAUUGAUUUUGGUGGACUGCUGGUGCACCAGACGUCAUCUUUCUCCAAAGUUUGGGCAGCUUAUGAGGGCGGAGCAGACAAUCGCGGGGCAACGUUUUUUGAGCCUUCAUCCUUACCAGAAGGAUACUUCAUGUUUGGUUCCUACGCCCAACCCAAUAACAGGCCUCUUUUCGGGUGGCUUCUUGUCGGGAAAGACCAGACAAAUGAUAUCUCCAAUGGGACCUUAAAGAAGCCAGUAGAUUACAGCCUGAUUUGGAGCAGCAACUCGUCGAAGAUAAAGCAAGACGGAAGUGGCUACAUAUGGUCGCCAAUACCACCCGAUGGUUACAAAGCAGUGGGCCACGUAGUUACUACCUCACCUGGAAAGCCUUCCCUUGACAAAAUUCGCUGUGUUCGGUCUGACCUGACCGACCAGUGCGAGACAGAAACUCGGAUUUGGGGAUUCAAUGGAAACCCACUCAGUGUCUACAGCUCAAGAGCCUCCAACAGAGAGGUAGGAGCUCUUGCCGUCAGUGCAGGCACAUUCAUCGCCCAAAAUGGCCAGCCUAGCUCUUCGCCUUUAUCUUGUUUGAGGAAUGCCAAUCACAACAUUUCAGCUAUGCCAAAUCAAAGCCAAAUUGAGGCACUAAUCAAAGCUUACUCUCCCAUCGUUUAUUUCCAUCCUGACGAAGCAUACCUCCCAUCUUCAGUAGACUGGUUUUUCACAAAUGGAGGCCUGCUUUAUACGAAAGGACAAGAAUCAAAUCCUGUUCCUGUUGAAGCUACGGGCUCCAACCUCCUGGGUGGUUCAAAUGAUGGCGCAUACUGGUUGGAUCUUCCUUUGGAUGGGGCGGCCAAAGAUAGGGUUAAAAAGGGAUACCUUCAGAGCGCUCAGGCAUAUGUGCAUGUCAAGCCAAUGCUUGGGGCGACAUUCACAGACAUAGCUAUAUGGCUCUUCUACCCUUUCAAUGGGGCUGCCAAAGCAAAAGUGAAGUUCAUCAACCUUUCACUGGGGAGGAUAGGUGAACAUGUGGGUGACUGGGAGCAUGUGACCCUGCGAAUCAGCAAUUUCGAUGGGCAGCUCUGGAAUGUAUACUUUUCGGAGCACGGGGCAGGCAUUUGGAAGGGUGUGUCAGAGCUUGAGUUCCAAAAUGCCAACAAGUUCGUGGUCUAUGCAUCAUUGCAUGGUCAUGCUGCGUUCUUCCAACCAGGGACGUUCUUGCAAGGGAGUGAUGGAGUAGGAAUGAGGAAUGAUGUUAAGAAGAGCAGCAUGUUCCUGGACACUGGCGCUAAUUAUUCAAUUAUUGCAGCUGAUCAUCUGGGACCAUCAGCUGUUCCUGUACUACCGUGGCUGAACUACUGUAGGGAAUGGGGUCCUAGAGCGGAUUAUGACGCAGCGGACGAGAUGCAGAAGGUGGCAAAAGCAUUGCCUGGAAAGCUUAAGACUGCACUUGCGAAUGCCAUCAGUGGCCUCCCUCCCGAGGUUCUCAAGCAGGAAGGGCCUACUGGACCCAAAAUGAAGCCUAACUGGAAUGGGGAUGAAGCUUGAAGGUAGCACCCCAUUCAGUUAAAGGGAACUUGAUUAGGAUAUAGUUGCAUUAGAGAAUUCGUUAAUCGUUCGUCUAAAGUUGUUCGAAUGAUAGUUAUUCCCUUCUGAGUCACAUGUUUCCAAGUAGCUCGUGUAAUUUGUCAUUUGUGAGGAAUCAUGUCAGUGGUAUCUCUGUCGGGUUGCCAACCAUCGGCUGUGUUUGUUUCAUGGUGUAUGAAUGCUAUAAACUUAAAGCAAUUCAAAUGGAAAUCUAUAAGGUGAAAUCCAGAUCGUAGACUAUUUGCAUC